This is a messenger RNA of Colletotrichum higginsianum IMI 349063, 468 nucleotides long. RefSeq lists its product as uncharacterized. The record is from RefSeq and is a predicted model, not a curated record. The transcript is spliced from 2 exons. NCBI's taxonomy places the organism in Eukaryota, Fungi, Ascomycota, Sordariomycetes, Glomerellales, Glomerellaceae. Bases 1 to 468 code for a protein of 155 amino acids.
AUGGAUGGUUCUGACUCAGCAACUGCCCCUUCACCGGCACAGCAGACAGGGCUUGACGGCAAGAGUCGGGAGGGAAUGAUUGCCGAGUCUCUCAAGAUGAACCAAGAGGUUCAGGGUCUAUAUCCGCAAGUUGAUUUCAAAGAAGAAGUCAUAGAGCCUACAAUCAACCUAACCUUCGACAUUCAGGAACACGUCGAUGAGGCCAACCAGAGAAGAUACAACACCCUCAUAGCCGAGAUGCUCGAACGGACUUCGGAACCGGACCUUGCCGAGAGGCUUCUUUGGGAAGCGAGAGAGUGCCUUGCCAACUACCCUGAUAUCCUGGCUCAGUUCGAUGCCAUAUUCAUCGGCCAGCGAUCUGCUUCGAAUGUCAUCCGGGAGCUGCAUGAGUGCAUGAUGAUCAAAAAGGGUGCGGAGAGAAAGAUGAGCCAGCAAAUCGAUGCUAGUCUACAUGAAAAUGGUCAAUAG